Argentina anserina (silverweed cinquefoil) is the source of this 2282-nucleotide messenger RNA. RefSeq names its product BRCT domain-containing protein At4g02110. The transcript has 8 exons. Gene Ontology annotation, molecular function: metal ion binding. Bases 154 to 1794 code for a protein of 546 amino acids. Lineage: Eukaryota; Viridiplantae; Streptophyta; Magnoliopsida; Rosales; Rosaceae. The record is from RefSeq and is a predicted model, not a curated record.
UCUCUCCAAAACCCUAAUUGAGCUCCACUCGAUUCAGAUUCUUCAGUAUUCGGUCCAGGUAUGAUUACAGACCCUUAGGGUUUCACCCUCAUUCUUCCGCUUGAUUUUUCCCCAUUCCGAAAUUUCAAAUUGAUUUCGUCAGAGGGCUCCACUAUGGCGUCGGAUCCGAUUCCAGGCAUGGAGACGGUGGUCGCCACCGUCAGCGGGUACCGCGGAUCUGAGCUGGUGGAUCUGAUCGAGCUCAUGACUCAUGCCGGUGCCAACUACAUCGGUAAAUUGUCGUCCGCCAACGCCUUCACUCAUUUGGUGUGCAGGAAAUUUGAAGGGAAGAAAUACGAAAUGGCGAAACGGUUCAGGCUCAUAAUCGUUAACCACCGCUGGAUUGAGGACUGCGUUAAGCAUGGGAAGAGAGUUCCUGAGCAACUCUAUACGCUGCAAAGUGGAGAGGAAGUGGGACCCUUAUGCAUGAAAGCUCCGCUUGUCACUAAACCAGGAUCCUCAGCGAAGAAAGGGAAAGCGGCUGCUGAUGAACCCCGUGUUUUUGGAAACUCUGAAGAUAUCAUCGAUCUGGGGUGUCGAUCUUCCUGGCAGGGUGUUUUAACUGAUUCACGUCUGCUGAAUGAGAAUUCAUUUGCUGAAUUCAAACAAAACAAUAGUUCCCAGAAGCGACAGAAUAACUCUGUGAAAACAAAUUCAAAGAAAGAGCUACAAUCUAGUAGCAUGGACUGUUUUGAAGAUCCUCCUUUAUCCAGAUCACUCAGAAUGGAGAACUCGUAUCCUGAAUUUAAAGAAAAUAAUAGUUCCCAGAAGCGUCAAACGAAAGAUGUAAAAACAAACUCUAUAAAAGAGCUACAAUUUAGAAGAAGAAACUGUUUUGAAGAUCCUCCUUUAUCCAGAGCACUCAGAAUGAAGGAGUCUUGCGGGCAUUCAGUUAGAGCUGAGAGAAAUAUUCCCAGGGACAUUGGAAUGAGCAUGGCGGCUGAAAUUCCACGUAAAAAAAGGAGGCUUGUGAAAAAGAACAUUGGCUCUGCAAGAUCAGUACUCUCAGACUCAGACUCUGAUCGUGAAUGCCAUCCUACUGGAGUUCAAAGUAUCCAUGACGACAGGGUCACAAUCCUUUCUGAUGAUUCUAAUGACGAUUUAGACACUGGAUAUAAAGGUGGUGAAGUUGGUGGUAAUCACUUAUCUACUUCCAAGGAUCCCAAUAUAUCUGUUGUGAAUAGAUCAAUUGCUCCAGAGACAACUCCACAAAAUGGGUGCCUUGAUGCAGAGAAAUUGGAAAUCGGGUCGGAAAGUGAUCAAGCCACCAAAGGUCCUUUGCAGGACUUUUCAUGUGUUAUAUGCUGGACAGAGUUCAGUACUACCAGAGGAAUUUUGCCAUGUGGUCAUCGAUACUGUUAUCCUUGUAUUGAAAAUUGGGCUGAUCAACUGAGUUCGAGGAGAAAGAUUUCAACAUGCCCUUUAUGCAAAGCUCCUUUUACAGCCAUUACCAAGGUUGAUGAUGCCAUCACUAGUGAUCAGAAUAUAUUUUCUCAAACCAUUCCAUCUGCCCCAAAAGUAGACAUUUCAUUUCUUAUUGACCAGGGAACAUCUAAUUUUGCUGCUCAGUCUGCAUCAGUAAAUGUUUGUGCUGAGUGUCAUUCUUUGGAACCUGAAGAGCUGCUUGUCAGUUGUAAUGUCUGCCGAAUUCGGCGCAUCCAUGCCUACUGCCAGGACCCUCCUUCAGAUACAUGGACAUGCAUUUUCUGCAAAGAUCUUCGAAGUCUAUACCGCAGCAGCUAUCAUCGAUACUGAUGAAUCCUAGACAAUUAUCAAUAUUACCUCAACCUAUAUAAUAUACUGUCAUAUUUACUGAUGUUGUGCUUCUGACGGAUAAAGCAUUCCCCAUCUGGUAGUGAAUGCUGCUCUUGUAGCUCUACCAUUCCUUAGUCGAUAUCUUUACAAAGUAGUAUUUCUCCAACUUGAGUUGAAACCAAAAUAUUUAAUCAAGGAAUGCUCUAAAAGGCUAAAUAUACUUUGGUUGUCCAGUUUAUGUAUCGCACACCAUGACUGGUGAAGUUGAACCAGAACCCUACUUGCUUUAAACCUAGAUAGUGAAGUGGAAGAGUUUGGUUUGUGUAUAGUUCAUUUGUUGGUUAUACUCUUUCAUCAUCUUAGCCAUUUCACAUCCCUUCACAAGAGAAGUGUAACAUACAAAUAACUUUAGCUUUUCAAUGUCUGAUUCAUGAUUGCAAUAAAAUGGAUUAAGAUUUUAGAGUGGUUUCUUUCACUCAUUUCUUCUA